Pungitius pungitius (ninespine stickleback) is the source of this 2511-nucleotide messenger RNA. It is a transcript of the gene dhodh, whose product is annotated as dihydroorotate dehydrogenase. The transcript has 9 exons. Bases 118 to 1311 code for a protein of 397 amino acids. Gene Ontology annotation, cellular component: cytoplasm; mitochondrial inner membrane. The record is from RefSeq and is a predicted model, not a curated record. Gene Ontology annotation, molecular function: dihydroorotate dehydrogenase activity. NCBI's taxonomy places the organism in Eukaryota, Metazoa, Chordata, Actinopteri, Perciformes, Gasterosteidae. Gene Ontology annotation, biological process: 'de novo' pyrimidine nucleobase biosynthetic process; pyrimidine ribonucleotide biosynthetic process.
UCCUCCGCCACUUCUCACGCUACCCGGACUUGAAAUAUCGCGACACAAUGUGGCGGAAGCGGAUACCGCGUGCGUUGGUGUAACCAUCCAAUGUAAUGCAGUGACACAACUGCACCCAUGGCGGGACAUGUGAAGAAGCAGCUGAAAGAUGCAGUGAAGGUCAUCGGCUCAGGUAGCCUUCUGUUUGCCUCCUACCUCACUGCCGUUGGAGAUGAGCGUUUCUAUGCCAAUCAGUUGAUGCCCUUGCUGCAGAGGAUGGUCGGAGCAGAGACGGCGCAUGUGUUGGCUGUGAAGAUGAUCGGUCUGGGUCUGGUUCCUCUGAACCGCUACCAGGACCCUGCAUCAUUGGAAGUGAACGUCCUGGGACUAAAGUUUAGAAACCCGAUUGGGAUCGCGGCGGGCUUUGACAAACACGGGGAGGCCGUAGACGGGUUGUACAAAGUGGGUUUUGGCUUUGUUGAAGUGGGCACUGUCACUCCCAAACCUCAGGAGGGGAACCCCAAACCCCGUGUGUUUCGACUCACCCCAGAUCAGGCCAUCAUUAACAGAUAUGGAUUCAACAGCUGUGGUUUGGCAGAAGCUAAGCAGCGGCUCGGGGCCAGAAGAGACUCGCAGCAAGAGCACAGGGAAGCUGGCCUUCCCCUAGGCAUCAACCUGGGGAAGAACAAGUUGUCCCAGGACGCAGGGGCAGAUUACUCUGAGGGGGUGAGGGUGCUCGGCCCGCUGGCGGACUACCUGGUGGUCAACGUCAGCAGCCCAAAUACGCCCGGUCUCCGGGACCUACAGGGGAAGGCUGAGCUCCGCCAGCUCCUGCAUACGGUGUUGAAGGAGCGUGAUGCGCUGAAGGGGGAACGCAAACUACCCGUCCUGGUAAAGAUCGCUCCUGACCUCACUUCCCAGGACAAACGAGACAUUGCUGAUGUCGUCACCGAGCUGGGAGUGGAUGGAUUAAUGGUGUCUAACACGACAGUGUCCAGACCAGAAACACUUCAGCAUUCAAACAAGUCUGAGGUCGGCGGUCUGAGUGGCCAGCCUCUCAAAGACCUUUCUACUAGCACCGUGAGAGAGAUGUACAACCUCACUAAAGGUAAAGUACUAAUUGUUGGAAUCGGUGGUGUGGCCAGUGGGCAGGAUGCUAUGGAUAAGAUCCGUGCCGGUGCUUCACUGGUUCAGCUUUACACAGCUUUGACCUACCAGGGCCCCCCCGUAGUGACGAAGAUAAAGCGAGAAUUGGAACAGCUUCUUAAAGAACAAGGUUUCAGUGGUGUAUCAGAGGCUGUUGGAGCAGAUCACAGGGGAGCAGACAAGUAGACUCGGGAGUACAGCCCGCUGAAGGAGAUGGUCGAUGUCGAUGUCGUCCCACAGCACCUCCGUGGGAUCAUCAACCUUUUCCUGAACAGGGAUGAAUCCUGAAUAAUUGUCCAGCCAUCUGCCUUUAUUUCAGGAUGAGAUAUGGUCUGGUUUGUGAUGAGAAAAUGUUGAAGGGUAUCUCACCUUUACUUCCUUUAUAGUAAAGUUGGUAAUGAAAAGUCUUUGAUGUUGUGUUAAGAAGUUCAGGUGUGUGUCUCUAUUUCAGACGUUCAUUCUUUGUCACAGUGUAACUGAAAGAAGCGACCAGUUUAACAGUCUAAUACAGAAGUUGCAACUGAGAAAAGACUAUUUCUAAGUGAAAUAUUGCACACAAAUAGGAGGAUCCCAUCAAUGGCUGUUGAGAAACACGUGAGAACUGUAUUUAGUUCAUAUUUGUUCCGGUCUGCAAGAUCCGUAACUGGGCUCAAACUACUGUUAUGGUGCUUUUUUAAAGAAUUCUGAGGAAAUCUGUGUUCAGCUGUGACAAAACACCUCUAAUUAGAGCCUUGCCCUUUAUUAUUUUUUAUUAUUUUCAUUAUAAAAAACGUUAUGAACAUAUUUUUAUUUCCAAGUGUUUUGACAAGUGCAAUGAGUCAUGUGAUCUGCUGACUCCAGAUGAUGAACCACACUCGGACUGAGUUCUUAACCCUCGACCUGCAAUAUUUUACCCUUCAACUGACAUUUACUCUUCUGCAUUUACACUUCUCAAAUAUAUUGGUCCGAUGAGGAUAAUAUUUACACUUAAAUAUUUCAGAGAGGGAGAAUCAUGAAUUUCCUGUCCAAUCCAUGAGUCGUGUAGAUUAUCGCUACAUUUUGCGUUUGCUCAGGGUAAAUCAAGCAACCAUCCUUUUCUCUUCCUGCACAGAAAGAUCUUGAAGCUGGUGACGGUAACGUGUUUCUUUGGAGAGUCAUGUUUGUUCGAAAUAAUGUACUCAAAUCUGAAUGUACUUGUAACGUGUGCCGUCCUUUAUAUUUCAUCACAUUUACAGUGUGUUUGUGACGGUUUUUGGCCACACUUGUCCCCGUGUUUAUGUGCAAAAACAUGUUUCAUGUGGAACAUUUUAAGGUGGAUGAACCGACCGUACAAGAUAUUUUGUUUAGCGGUACAACUAUAAUAAAAACAAACACUUUCUGCAAAAGCUGUGGUAGUUUUUGUGGUGG